This is a messenger RNA of Alosa alosa (allis shad), 675 nucleotides long. Its product is annotated as complement C1q-like protein 4. Lineage: Eukaryota; Metazoa; Chordata; Actinopteri; Clupeiformes; Clupeidae. The transcript is spliced from 3 exons. The coding region runs from base 1 to 603 and encodes 200 amino acids. Gene Ontology annotation, molecular function: protein binding. The record is from RefSeq and is a predicted model, not a curated record.
AUGAGGGCUCUGAUGGAGGAGCAGAGGGUGGAGCUCAGACACACUAAGGCACAAUUGGACACCAUGGAGACCAGACUGAGAGCCAGUGAGAAACUAGUGCAACAACUAAGGAGUGACAUUGCGGUUUCUACAGGGAAUCUGAACCUCACGGGGAGCCAGAUGGAGGAGCUGAGGAGGAAGAGAGAGGAGAGGAGGGUGGCCUUCUCUGCCUCACUGAUAACAUCAGGUCAUGUGUCUGUUGGUCCAGCCAAUACCAAUCUGACACUGAUCUACAGAAAUGUCAUUACUAACAUUGGAGAUGCCUACAACAAUAAGACAGGUAUUUUCACAGCUCCAGUCAGAGGGGUCUACUACUUUACCAUGUUUAUCUAUGGUUCCGGUCAUAAUUGGGUAUCUGUAGGAGCCUCUCUUAGUAAGAAUAAAGAGCAUGUGGUCAUUGCCUACUGUCACCUGCCCCAUGGCAAAGCCAGUGCCUCCAAUGGAGCUUCCUUGCUGCUGGAGGUGGGAGACCAGGUCUUCGUGAUCCUAUAUACUGACUCAUGGGUCCGCGACAGCUAUAACCACCACACCAGCUUCUCCGGUCACCUGCUCUUCCCCAUGUGAAGCGCUGACGAGAAUUAGAUAAUCUAUUCCAUAACAUUCACAGGAGAGGAUUAGUUUUGACUCUAUACUAAG